Daphnia pulex (common water flea) is the source of this 460-nucleotide messenger RNA. RefSeq lists its product as uncharacterized. The transcript is spliced from 3 exons. The record is from RefSeq and is a predicted model, not a curated record. NCBI's taxonomy places the organism in Eukaryota, Metazoa, Arthropoda, Branchiopoda, Diplostraca, Daphniidae. The coding region runs from base 140 to 460 and encodes 106 amino acids.
AGGGCUCCAUUGUUCCUAGGAGCGUAAUAAGCCAAGGUUGUCUCAGGUCAGGUAUAUAAACCGUGGCGUUCAUUCCAAUCAUCAGCAGACUGCUCCAUCUUCUCACUCAGUAAGCAGCAAGUCUCACGAAGGCAGCAUUAUGGGGUUUAUUAAAGUUACAAUGAAACUGGUCUUAUUAUGUGCAAUCCUGGGAGUUAUUCCUUCCAUGGUCAACGCCGGGCUUAUGGGUGAAGCCAUGGAAUUGCAGAAACGAAGUGGAAGUUAUUCGUACGCUCAGAGUUACACUACAACGACAACUGCUGCUCCAGUUUAUUACACCGAAGCCCCGAAGUACUACACCACUACAACUGCUGCUCCAGUUUACUACACCGAGGCUCCAAAGUACUACGCUGAGCCAACUUACUAUACCACUACUACUGCUGCUCCAGUUUACUACACCGAGGCACCAAAGAUGAUGUAA